Chondrus crispus (carragheen) is the source of this 99-nucleotide messenger RNA. RefSeq lists its product as hypothetical. The record is from RefSeq and is a predicted model, not a curated record. Bases 1 to 99 code for a protein of 32 amino acids. The transcript has a single exon. Lineage: Eukaryota; Rhodophyta; Florideophyceae; Gigartinales; Gigartinaceae.
AUGUCAUUUCUCUCUGUAGUAGGAUAUCGGUGUGGUGACCGCAACCAUGACUCGACGUGUGAUGUCAACAUUGCCUGGCCCCAUGCAAUGGGACUGUGA